Messenger RNA from Tarenaya hassleriana, 4801 nucleotides. RefSeq lists its product as uncharacterized. Bases 332 to 4282 code for a protein of 1316 amino acids. The transcript has 9 exons. The record is from RefSeq and is a predicted model, not a curated record. Gene Ontology annotation, molecular function: transcription corepressor activity. Lineage: Eukaryota; Viridiplantae; Streptophyta; Magnoliopsida; Brassicales; Cleomaceae. Gene Ontology annotation, biological process: negative regulation of DNA-templated transcription.
UUGUAACGUUCCUUCGUGCUCGUCUGUCUCUUUCCAUUCGCUCGCCGGAAAGUUACUUCCCCGGCGAUCAUGGGACUCUGAGACUCACCGGCGACUUCUGCUGAGCCCGAUGGAGAUUUAGUGCCGUAUGCUUUCCCGUUUCCGUCUUCUGUUUGCCGAGAACGCGGGAUUGUCUUGCUUUCCUUUACCUCGGAUCUGGUGAUUUAGUGGGGUUUAGAGAUUUAUCGGGUAAAGGGUUUUCAAUUUUGUGUACUAUGUAUUGAUCGCACCGUGGAUUUUGGCGCGGGAUCGGAUUUAUUGAGUUCCACUUCGAUUGUGGUAGUGGUCGUCUAUGGAACGGGGUGGUGGAUCGGGUGAGAGUUCACGGGUAGUUGCAAAGACUAGGAGCUCGUCAGGCUGCUUGAUUGUGAAGAAAAAGAGUGAUGGGGUUGGUAGGAUCGGUUCCUCUUUGGGAAGACGCAGGAAUUCCCAGUGCAAGAAAGAUAAGAAUAGAUCCAGAAUAGUGGCUAGUGAUUCCGAGUCAAGUGAUGAGUUUUUGGCACCUCGCCGUAGAAGGGUUGACCGUGAAACUGUCCGAGUUUGCCGCAACGUAGCUGGUCCGGUGAAAGGUAGCUCCGAAGGUAAUGAAUUUGGCAGGAAAAGGGAUAGGCCAGAGUUCGAUGAUAAUGGUUCUGUUAGAAGGAACGGUGAGGAUAUGGGUGUGAGUAAGAGGAAUAAGUUAGAUGUUUUCGAGUUCGAUGAAUAUGAUGGUUUUGAUAGUGCAAUGGUAAUGAGAAAAUGCUUCGAUAAUGUCAAUGUUGGUGUCAGUGGAAGAAGUUCUGUUGCCCCAAGAAGUCUUGAUGGUGGUAGUAGUGGAUCGGGAUCAGGAUCUGGCAGUGACUGUGUUCUUGAGGGGAGAAAGAAAUCAUACAUAAAUGGCACGCGUAGUUUUAGUACUCAGGAGAAAUGCACCAGUGCCUCUGAUUCUGAUUCUGGUUUUGAUCCUACUGAACCGAUCAGGGUGCAGGGAAGAAACGGUGUUUUGAAGGUGAUGGUAAACAAAAAGAAGGCUAUUGAUGAGCCAGCGAGAAGCUUGGGGCAAGUGAAAUAUUCGGGGACCAAAUGCCGUUCAAAGUUGCAUGGUCCUUGUAAAACUAGCGUUCCUGCUGCUUCAACCAUUCACCAGAAAGCAGGGUUUUAUGAGAAACAAGCAUCCUCUAUUAAGGCACAAAAGCGUAAGAAUAUCUCAGUAAAAUCAACAUCUGGUAAAUCAAGCGAUGAGAAUGACGAUUCAGCAUCAGAAGACAGUGAUAUGUCGUUGAAAUUGGAAAAGAGGAAAUUUGAAAGUUGUAAAUCCAAUAAGAGGGUAAAUUCCAAAAUGGAAAAAACUUUGCGUGAACCAGUGAAACACAUUGCAGUCAAAGAAGGAAAAGUGCGACGUGGUGCUGGAACAGAGAAACAACGCCUACGUGAGCGGAUUAAGGGAAUGCUUGUCGACGCAGGUUGGACGAUAGAUUAUAGACCCAGGAGGAACAGAGAUUACCUGGAUGCUGUGUAUAUAAACCCGUCAGGAACAGCAUAUUGGUCAAUUAUCAAGGCAUAUGAGGCGCUUCUGAAGCAGUUAGAUGAUGACGAAAAUGAUUCCAAAUAUGGGAAGGAUGUUGCUGCAUUUGCCUCGGUGUCCGAGGAUAUCAUGAACAAGUUAGCUAGGAAGACGAAAAAUAUUACCAGGACUGGGAUGAUGAAGAAAUGGCAAAAAGAAACCAGUAGUAGUGAUAGCGAAAAGGAAAUUGAUGGAGAAGAAAGGACAACGUACAGUGAUACCCAUGAAGAGAAGAGUUUUCUGGUAAAGUCGGUAGGUAAGUCCACAAAAAAAAGAGUAAAUGGAAAAAUCAAUGUGGUUAGUUUACACUCAAAAAGUGAAAACUCUUCCUAUCAUAAUGAUGAAAGACCAUCCACUGGGUUGGAUUCUCAUUAUCAAAAUGGAAGGAAAAGCAACAAACUUGGAAGAUGUACUUUGUUGGUGCGUAGUUCCAGGGAUGAAAAGAAUUUGGAGAUAGAUGGGUUCAGUACUUACUCUGGAAAAAGGACGUUGCUUUCCUGGUUGAUCGACUCCGGAGUUGUCCAACAAAGCCAGAAGGUGCAAUACAUGAAUCGCCGCUGUACAAAGGUGAUGCUGGAGGGAUGGAUAACAAGAGAUGGGAUUCAUUGUAAACUCUGUUUUCUUUCCAGAUUUGAGAUUCAUGCCGGGAGCAAAUUACGUCAGCCUUUUCCAAAUAUUUAUCUGGAUUCUGGCGUUUCUCUUCUUCAAUGCCAAAUUAAUGCAUGGAAUAUGCAAGAAGAUGCAGAGAAUCUUGGUUUCCAUCAUGUGGAUACUGAUGGUGAUGACCCGAAUGAUGAUACUUGUGGUAUUUGUGGAGAUGGUGGUGAUUUGAUCUGCUGUGAUGGUUGUCCGUCAACAUAUCACCAAAGCUGCCUAGGUAUGCAGUCACUUCCUUCGGGUGAUUGGCACUGUCCUAAUUGUACUUGCAAAUUCUGUGGUGCUGCUGUGGACUCUAACGACAAGGAUGAGAGUGUUCUGUCAUUACUUUCUUGUAACAUGUGUGAGAAAAAAUAUCACCAACAAUGUAUGAAUGAGAUGGAUGCUCAGAAAGUUCAAUAUGUUGGUUCCACGCCUUUUUGUGGGCCAAAAUGCUUAGAGCUGUUCGAACAAUUGCAGAAGUAUCUUGGUGUAAAAAAUGAAUUAGAAGCCGGCUUUUCAUGGUCUCUUAUUCAUAGGGUGGAUACCGAUUCAGAUUCAAAUCCUCAUAUGUUGGCACAGAGGAUUGAAAUUAAUUCAAAGCUUGCCGUUGGACUUGCUAUCAUGGAUGAAUGCUUUUUACCUAUAGUUGACCGAAGGAGUGGUGUAAAUCUAAUUCGCAAUGUCCUGUAUAAUUGUGGGUCAAACUUCAACCGGAUUAACUAUACUGGUUUCUACACUGCUAUCCUAGAGAGGGGUGAUGAAAUUAUUUCAGCUGCUUCUCUCAGGUUCCAUGGUACACAAUUGGCAGAGAUGCCAUUCAUUGGAACCCGACACAUAUACAGGCGUCAAGGAAUGUGCCGCCGACUUUUUGAUGCUAUUGAAUUGGCUAUGCGUUCUCUCAGGGUUGAGAAAUUGGUUAUCCCUGCCAUUCCAGACUUCUUGCAUGCAUGGAUUUGUAACUUUGGCUUCAGUCCUUUAGAGGAUUCAUCUAAGAAAGAAAUGAGGUCCUUGAACACAUUGGUAUUCCCUGGAAUAGACAUGUUACAGAAAUCACUGCUGGUUGAAGGAAAUGCUGCCACCGCUGCUGCAGGUGUCAGACAACUGGAAGACAUAGGUGAGCAUUUAGUUGUACACGACCGUGCUAUUAAGUCUGAGAUGGAGACUGGAAAGAAAUCAGGAUGUGACUCUUCUGCUAAAGUUGUUCCUAUCUACCAUAAGGUGGAUGACAAAUGCGAUGGACGUCCUGCAGACAAGGAUCUUGUUACCUGUGAUGAGGAUAAGAUACCUGCUUCGGCUCAAAUGACCAUGAGCACUAUUUCCAAGCAAGAGGAUGAGUUACCUAAUCAUUCUCCUGGUGGAGAAUCUCGCAGUAGCUCUUCUGCUUGUCAGAUAGCAUUAAAUUCUGAAAAUAAGAACAUGCCAGGUUUUCCAUGUGAAGAUACUGGAUCAUCAUGUGAAGAUGGUCGUCUGGAUGUGAAUGCAGAAACAGAUGCUCAGGAACUUCUACAGGCCUCCGCUGAUAAGAAGACUUGUGCUGAUUCUGGGGAUGGAAAUAAUAUCCCUUUAUCCAAUUCUUGUGGAGGAUCAUCGAAUAUGAGCUCCAUAAUCCCUGAUGGCAAAAGUGAGCAAUUACCCAUUUUACUUGUAGAUGGUACUCAUUCCUGUAAAGUGAAUAACUUGCUUAGCAACGUCUGUCCCCCUUGUGAAGAUCAAGCUGCAAGUAGGUUAGGGUCUGAUGAGAAACCUCCUUCUGGGAAGCAAUCUGGUCCAGAGAAGCAAUUUGGAUCAGAUGGCCAGCACACACCAGGAAAAGGGCCUGGGAAUGAAGAGUUCACUGCAUCAGAACUUGGUUUCUGUGAUAUAGAAGCUGUUCAGUCCUCAAAAGUUUAUAUGGAGAAUGGCCAUGAAGCAAAUGGUUGCCUAGAUCUCACAGGCAACUCAUCGUCGGUUGACAAAUUGGCUGAUUCAGCUUUGACUGCUUCUUUUAAAGAGAAUGGUUCACAGAAAGAUGACUUGUUAGCCGCUCCAGCUCCUUUACCGAGAGAAACCAUUGCUGAGUAAUAAUCUGUUUGCUGAAAUGAGUCAGACUCCCUGCCCAUUUAUUCCAAUGACAAACCCAUUCCAGUUGAUGGAGGGAAGGAAAGAUUUUUCAGAACAUCUGCAAUUCUUGUGAAGGUAUUUCGCCAGUAUCCCUGGUUUCAACUCUAACAUCACCUUAUGCUCGGCGCCUUAAAUGCCGAAGCCACAGUUUCCAGUACUUGAGGUGGGAUGGGGAUUUGUUUUUAGCAUCUGAUGAAGGAAAUGUAAGAGGCCUGUCUGUCUAUAUAUACCUUCAAGUUUCCAUGAUGCUUACAGAGUAAAGCUUGUGACAUGACAUCCAAUGGAACAUAACUUGGAGCCAGAGGACAUGUUCAAAGAAUUCAUGCUCGGCUUCUUGAUCAGUAAUAACUUCUUCCAGUGACUUGUUGAUGUUUACAGUGCUUGUACAUAGGUCAAGUCCGAUAAACAAUAUCUGCAUUUGUACAAGUUGAAAUUUUGUGAACUGGUGUUUCUGUUGUACUUUAAUUUCAUUUUACUUUA